GAUCGAUGAAAAUUCACAAGUGAUGGAGGACAUUUAAGGAGCGUCGCGCAUGUCGGAUUUAACCUUUGUGGACAAAAGCUAUUGUUUCUGAGCCGGUGGAGGAUUUAUUUUUCUGUGAUAUUAUAAGUUGCUGUUUACGUUUUCUCUUCUUAUAUGUGAAUCAGCUGACAGCAUGGGGAUACUGCUAUUAUUUGCUGUCUUGCAAGUGGUGACAGUCGGCCUGGUGACUGCUGGCUGUCCAGUGGUGUGUGAGUGUCCGGCAGGGCCUCCAUCCUGUCCCCCAGGGGUCAGCUCAGUCCCGGAUGGCUGCGGGUGCUGCAAAGUGUGUGCAGCUCAGCUCAACCAGGAUUGCCACGAAGGACGGCCCUGUGACCACCAUAAAGGCCUGGAGUGCAACUAUGGCAAUGAUGUGGGCCGUACCUAUGGCAUCUGCAGGGCAAAGGCAGAGGGCCGCUCGUGCGAAUACAAUGGGCGGAUUUAUCAAAACGGCGAGAAUUUCCGCGCUGGUUGCAAGCACCAGUGCACCUGCAUCGAUGGAGCGGUAGGCUGCGUGCCCCUUUGCCCCAGCCAUGUGCCCCUGGCGUCCCCUUCCUGUCCUUCUCCGCAGCUGGUCAAGGUGCCGGGCCAGUGCUGCCUCAGCAUCGACUGCCACAAGGGGACCACCAUGGUGCCCCCAGUGCACCGCAGACCCCAACCUCCAGCUUACCCGCCUUACCCCUUCAUUCCCUACCCGGCCUACCCCUACCCAAAGCCUUAUCCGAAACUUUACCGGAAGCUGUACCCCUACAAACCCAAAAAGGAGAAGGACACCCUGGGCAACGAGCUGGUGGAGGUGGGGCGCAAGUGGGACAAGCCACGGGGAAACAAGCACCUGGCGGCCUGGAGACAGGUGGGAGAUCAGUGUGUGGUUCAGACUACUUCCUGGUCCCAGUGUUCUCGGAGCUGUGGGAUGGGCGUCUCCUCUCGUGUUACCAAUGACAAUGCCCGGUGUAAGCUGAUCAAGGAGACGCGUCUGUGCAACAUUCGGCCCUGCAGCUCCAUGUCUAUCCCUGUCAAGAAAGGAAGGAAGUGCUCUCGUACCCAUAAGGCCCCUGAGCCACACCGCCUGUCCUACGCCGGCUGCAGGAGCACUCGCCUGUACAGGCCCAACUACUGUGGCGUAUGUAGAGAUGGCCGUUGCUGCUCACCCCGUCGCACACGCACUGCCAGUGUGACCUUCGCCUGCCCUGAUGGCGAACGCUUCAACAAGUCUGUGAUGUUCAUCCAGUCCUGCAAGUGCAGCGACGAGUGCAACCACCUCAACGAGGCGGCCAUGCCUCCACAGCGAUGGCUCUACGGAGACACACACAAGUUCAUCGACUAGUGGUAUCAUCCCCCCAACCUACAUUCCCUCACAAAAAAAAAAGACAUUAACUCCCCCAUAGUGAUCCCCAUUAUAGAAUAGCUGUCCUUAGUGUAUCUAUGAGUAGACGCAAGCGAGGUGCACACGUCAAAACAUCUUUUCUGGAAGAUUAUUUGGGGAGGAAUGGGGAGAAGCAGAAUGAAUCAGAUGGGCGCAUCUCCAACUUGGAAAGAGCAAAGUGAGCAGCCCCUGCUUUAGUGUAGAUAAGAAGUUGUUUCUGGCCUGGCCCAGACUUCUACCGACUGUGACGAAAUCUUUAUAGAAAACAUGGAAGCAACCAGCCACCGUGUUGCUGCCAUGCACCAAAUGUCCCCCGAACUCUGAGACUUUUGUUGGGGACGCUGGAGCAAGAGCUGACACACACGAGCAUAACUGUUGGUGUUUCUUUUGUUGAUGGUGUGGAUUCACAUCGCACUUACUGAGCAACAGGUCUGACUAGCCAAUAGAAAGCUGGAAUGACGUUGCUUUGGAGCCAAAUAUGAAACCAGCUGGAAUCAUAUGUCUGUACACGCCAAUAACUUAGUAUUGAUAAACCAAAUGAAGACUCAUGGAGACGACUUGACAGCAAAAACUGGGAUCAUGAUGGCAGAAGAUGGAGGAGCAUCUCAGAUGUUCUGACAGGAGUGUGGCUUGUGUCUUUUUAUGGUAUUUAUUCACUGGUAUUUAUUGUUGAGACAGACGUGAUGACACAGUGGCCUGCCACCAGGGAAGGCGGUGCUGCUAUGUUUGGAGCAUUGGCGUGGCUGAACGAGGAUCUGAGAGGGACAAAACAGCUGAGAGCUGUCAGCCAUGACAGGGAGAGGAGGACUCCCACAGAUCGGGACUUGACCCCGGGGUCGCAUCAGAGGUCACGGCGGUCAGAAAGCCAUGUCCAAUGAUGGAUGAUGAAGGCUACAGGAGAAGAGGAAGUAUGUACUAGAAAAAGACAGAGUUGAACCUGAUGGGUUGAGGCUUUGUACGCAUUAGUGGGGAAUAUGUCAAAGGUUGUUUACACAGCUGGACUCAUCCCCUGCCUUGCCUCCACGAGAAACUGAGACAUUUAGCGAGCAACAGAAGAACAAGCCUGGGAUUCUGGCGCCAAGAAGUCGACCGCCUAAUUCAUUGCAAAUUACAAUCCUGACUCUGAGGGGCAGUGAGAGAAAUUCAGCCACUCUCUGGUUUGCUAUAAGAAGAAAAUAAAGUAUACUGAGGUAAACAUGUAAUUUGGGACUAACGGGUGGAACCGCUCUGGUGCCCAAUUUGGCCUGUAAUUGAGCAGCAUGCCAGCUCACUGAAAAAAAACAACAACAAUAACUCAUGUUUCUUUAUGUUUAAGUGGUGUCUGUUUCUGAGAAAUUCUGUUGAAGGCUGUGUUGUCAAGUUGACAUCACUGUUGGGGGCAGAGAAGAGCUUUAUGGCCCUGCAGAGGACAGAGCCGGGGCUGCCAGAGGUCAAUAAGAACGUAUUUCUAAGGACAUUUCGAAGGAGGGGAAUUCUGUAUUAUUCUACCAUUUUUAUGGCCAAAAUCCUUUACUAUGACUGAAUAACCCAGAUCAUCUUUCUUGACUGGGACUUCAUGCACCUUACGACAGCCCUGAUUCAUGACCUUUUAUCUCAUGCAAAGGUAAUAAUAGAGUGACUGAGAGGUCUUUUCAAACUGAUUUUUAUCUUUACUGAAUACACGUUAAAUGGGUGAUUCUAAAUUAUUUGAAGCACCAUUUUAUCAUUUCAAAGAUUUGUUUUCUCUUGUGCCAUAAGAAGAUAGUGGCUUAGACAUUUGUUCAGUUUUCUGUGAAACUGGAAAAUAAUUGCAUUUUCAACCACGUCUUGGCUACAGUAGGCUUUCUUAGUUAAGAGACUCUGCUGCCGCUAAGCCUUACAACCUCAUUAGGGGUUUUCAACUUUACAGGUGAUUUAAAAAAUUGUUUGGGAAUUGUUCACCAUGUUACCAUUGCUAUUUGUCUAUGUAGAUGCGGUGGUUUUGGUACUGUAUGUCUAGUUUUGUUAAAUGACACUAUAGAGCAGCUAUGUACAGAUGCAUUGUUACCUUCUUUUAGUUCUAUCUGCUGUAUAAGGGCCAAUCCUUUUACCGAGUUAUACUGAAGUAGUCCAUGUAUAGUUUAGCACUGAACGAGGCAGGGUUCAGAUCUGGCAUCAAGUGCCAAUUUGAAAGCAUGAUGAUUGUAUGUCUACUAGUGUACAUUAAUACCAUCGGUAAUGAUAAAGUCAUGCUUUCUAAGAUUACAUAUUUAAAAAAUGUUCACAGAGGCUAAAAAUCAAUUUUCUUCACAAGUGCUUCUCUUGGAAACUGGUUGCCUAACACAUUUGAUUUCAUCAUUUUGCAUUUUUCAAUAAAGACAUUUUCACUCCUA
Messenger RNA from Siniperca chuatsi (mandarin fish), 3753 nucleotides. Its product is annotated as CCN family member 1. The record is from RefSeq and is a predicted model, not a curated record. The coding region runs from base 173 to 1363 and encodes 396 amino acids. Gene Ontology annotation, molecular function: protein binding. Lineage: Eukaryota; Metazoa; Chordata; Actinopteri; Centrarchiformes; Sinipercidae. Gene Ontology annotation, biological process: signal transduction. The transcript has 5 exons. Gene Ontology annotation, cellular component: extracellular region.